ACUCGUUCAAUUCAAUAUUCGAAAUACAUAAUAUAUCCAUCUUAAGUAUCUCCUCACACGACAUACAAAACGCUACCUUCGGGAUACGUUAGCACGAGACCGGGGGUAACUCACUCAAUUCGACAGCUCCAAUAAGAGAGGCACGAAAGUAACCUCAUCUUGGGUGGAACUGCGUCGUGGGGUGAUUUUUGCGAUCGGGAAAGAUACCCGCGAUGACAUCGCGACAAUGCGCGCCCACAAUGCCCUAGAGAGCGACGACGCAAAGGAAGCACAAAGGGAAGCUGCGCGCGGCGCCGCCGUCGGGGCCGUGAAAUGGGGCGCCGCAUCUGCCGUUCUAGGCGGUAUCAGUUACGUCUUCUCACCACUAUAUCGCGGGCUCACUGUGCAGUUUAAGGUAUAUCUUCAAAUGUCCGGCAUGAUCGUCGGCAGCAUGAUCGAGGCCGACUAUCGCAUGAGGCAGUACGAGCAGCGUAUACGUAUGCAGCGAAGGAUGGCUCAGAACCGUGCCAUCUGGGCCGACUAUGAGAAGGAGCUGAUGGAGUUGGAGGACGAAGGGACAUCCCCCGAGCAGAAUAAGAAGUGAGAUAUCAACGGUAUUUACUGCUGUUUCCAGUAGUCAAUUAGUAACAGCAAAGCUUGUUGUUCUGUGUUAUUAGACCAUGCAUCUAUAUUAAAAGCAUGUAAAUAUGUCUUGGAUAUUUUUUUGUCGACACUCCUGUACCAACU
Molecule: messenger RNA, 726 nt
Organism: Daldinia decipiens
Lineage: Eukaryota; Fungi; Ascomycota; Sordariomycetes; Xylariales; Hypoxylaceae
Exons: 2
Coding region: 227-583 (118 amino acids)
Source: RefSeq, a predicted model, not a curated record